AAAGACUUUGCUGUAUUCAGGACCGGAUCCACAGAGGCAUCCCCGAGACCACCCCAUAUAAGUACCUUGGGAUGUCUGGAUUAAUCGAAAUUCUCAGGCGGAAAGACCGUCAAAUUGACAGUCUCAAACUUCAACGUCUUAACACCAAUCGGAAACUGGAUUUGCUCAUGACUUCAAACCUGGACUACAAAAGAUUCGUCAUGGCUGUGGGCAAGUGCAAUGUACCCCGCUUGAAUCAACUUGUGCGGUCCGCGCUACGAAAGAAGCAUGGGAUUAAUGGAAUCAUUCAACUUAUUGGGAGAGCCGCACUUGGAACUUACAGCCCGAGGCACACAGAACAAGAACACCUUAUGAGUGUUGUGCUCUACUGGUUAGGGGGCGCACGCGUUGCAGAAUCAAACAUCGCAACAGCGUUUCAAAUUGAUGCCCCUUCCAAUAAUCAAGUUGUCGGCCUUGUUUGUAUGAUAGAUGAGAUUAAGGUGGAAGAGGUGUUGGACUGGUGCCUGCACACCAACAGUGUGAUUGGCCUUUGUCGAGAGCAUUCAGGGUGUAAUGCACAUGCAAUCAAUAACAUCGAUGAUUUGCAUUUCGGCAUGGAGGCUACAGUUGCCGCAAUUGGAGCUCUCACCGGGAAUCAUCGCCAAUACAUCGCACGGCCAUUUCUAAUCACCGACAAACAUGCUGAUCUCCUCCACCUAGCAUGCAGUGCCUGCAACCAAAUGCAUAAGGAGACCAAGGGGAAUGGCGAAUCAAGGCGAGGAAAGGCACUUGUAGCCUUAACGGAGCACACACCACUAUCUCCAACAUCCCGCUUAUAUGCUUACCUGGGUGGACUACCGCUGCUAAACCUACUGGUUGGAGAGGACGAGUUAACAUCUGACAAAGACUACAAGCAUGUUAUGAAAAGACUUCGACACACUCACCUGAGGCCCAGCGGUGUUUCAGUCGGUGUCCUGCGGUCCCACCUAGAAGGCAACAAAUACCCCUCAAGCCAAAUCAACAACCUGAUGAAUGCCACAGAUAAACAAGAUGUCACUACAAUGUUUAACCUAAUGCUACUUAUCUGGAAGUUACCACCACCACUCACCACGGACAAUCCCAUAUACUAUGAAACUCGUGUCGCCCUCAAUCAACACUCAAAGCUUGUCAAAUAUCUAAUCUUACCCUACAUAAAUGUUGACAUGAGCCUUCAUGAUCAACUUAAGUCUCUUAGUGCCGCGGCACACCUGGCAUACAUAUUCUUUACUGAUCAUAAUGCACACUCGGCUUACCUCCCAUCACCCCUUUACCGUGAUAUCCAAAUCAUGGUCAAGAACGCGUUCUUUUGCGUGGCAAAGAUGAAGCGUGACAAUCCCAAUGGCGAGUUCUUCUUGAUCCUGCUGGGCAUGGAUAGGCUGGAAUGGAUUUUUGGCCUUAUCAGAUCUCAAAAUGGGAGCGAUGUUAACGUUAGCACUUACACUUUAUUGGGCCGAACUUCAGGGGCCGUCGAAUGCCACUCAAUCCUCUCCCAACACCCAGAAUGGGACCGGGGCCCUCGUCGGCUAAGGCUCCAGGGUUUAAGCACCACAACAGGGAUAGAGCAAAAAAUCGAUCACCUCAAUCCGGCAUUGUGGAAGGGAGACGUGCGAGUCUCUGGCGUACAACUGAUGUCUGCAUGGAGUUCCGGCCGGCAUGAGAAAAGUUCGGCAAGCUUGAGUCGACCCCGGGUGCCGAUCUGCUAA
Messenger RNA from Cantharellus anzutake, 1721 nucleotides. RefSeq lists its product as uncharacterized. The transcript is spliced from 8 exons. The record is from RefSeq and is a predicted model, not a curated record. The coding region runs from base 72 to 1721 and encodes 549 amino acids. Lineage: Eukaryota; Fungi; Basidiomycota; Agaricomycetes; Cantharellales; Hydnaceae.